Ramularia collo-cygni is the source of this 819-nucleotide messenger RNA. RefSeq names its product related to metallophosphoesterase domain-containing protein 2. The transcript has a single exon. Bases 1 to 819 code for a protein of 272 amino acids. The record is from RefSeq and is a predicted model, not a curated record. Gene Ontology annotation, molecular function: hydrolase activity. NCBI's taxonomy places the organism in Eukaryota, Fungi, Ascomycota, Dothideomycetes, Mycosphaerellales, Mycosphaerellaceae.
AUGCUGAAGUUCAUGAUUCUGUCCGACACGCACAAUUUCGAACGGGACUCCGCAGAAACCUUCCCACUCAGCGGGCCUCUACCAAAAGUCGACGUUGUCCUCCACUGCGGAGAUCUCACCUUUGUUGGAGGGCUGUCCUCCUACAAGAAAGCACUGCGUAUGCUGGGGGACUUCGAUGCCGAGCUCAGACUAGUCAUCGCAGGCAACCACGACCUCAGCCUCGAUGGUACAUACUGGAGCUCGCAUCUAGGAGAGGAUGAUGAUCCUGCCGAGCACGAGAAGGCGAUGGAAACCAUGACCGGACCACUAGCCCACGCCGCCGGGGUGACAUAUCUCCAAGAGGGCCUGCACAGCUUCACACUCAAAAGUGGCAGCAGCUUCAAGAUCUUUGCGUCGCCUUAUCAGCCUGAAUUCUGCGACUGGGCUUUCGGAUAUCCACGGAACGAAGGCGAACAACGUUGGAACAUUCCAAAGGGUGUCGACAUUGUCAUGACACAUGGUCCGCCGCUCAAUGUUUUGGAUCUAUGCAAAGGCGGGAACAUGGGCUGCGCGGCUCUCCUGAAUGAGGUGAAGUCUGUUGCGCCGCUGAUGCAUUGCUUUGGCCAUAUACAUGAAGGCUAUGGAGUGGAGAAGAAGAUCUGGAAUGUUUCAAAUGAAGCGCAAGGAGUGGUGGUCAAGGUCAAUAUGGCUGGGUGCGAAAAAGCUGCCGAGGAAUACAAGAUUGAGCGAGGUUCGAGCACACUCAUGGUCAACGCUGCGAUCAUGAAUGAGGAGUAUAAGCCGGUAAAUGCACCGAUUCUGAUAGAGCUGCCGCUGUAG